Messenger RNA from Ictalurus furcatus (blue catfish), 2109 nucleotides. RefSeq names its product eukaryotic translation initiation factor 5A-1. The transcript is spliced from 6 exons. The record is from RefSeq and is a predicted model, not a curated record. Bases 408 to 875 code for a protein of 155 amino acids. Gene Ontology annotation, molecular function: translation elongation factor activity; ribosome binding; RNA binding. Lineage: Eukaryota; Metazoa; Chordata; Actinopteri; Siluriformes; Ictaluridae. Gene Ontology annotation, biological process: positive regulation of translational termination; positive regulation of translational elongation.
UGAGGAGGAAACUGCUGAGGUUCGUUUCAUGGCUAUGUGUGGCUGAGUCAAAGAGAGUGAACGAGAAAAGCUAGCGCGCGCGAGAGAGAGAGGUAGAGAGAGAGAGAGAGAGUUUGGGGCUCACGCUUUUGUCGGCUACUGAAUUGUACGUGUGGCCUCGUCAAAGACUCGGACCUGCUGUCGGGAAAGGAGAAACAGGAGAGAGAGAGAGAGAAGGAAAGAAAGAAACGCCUGGAAUGACGGUAGUGUCCACAGAGUUGAUUUAAGGCAGAACAGGGGCAGUGCGCAGCCACGAGCAGCCGAGAUAAGAGAGCAGUGAAAAAGUGAGACCUCCAGCAAGACCGAGUCAGUUGGUGGAUUUGCCCCGUAACGUCUAGGGUGGAAAAUAUCUCAAAUUAGGAUACAAAAUGGCAGAUGCAGAUUUGGACUUCACGACAGGUGAUGCUGGGGCUUCCACCACUUACCCCAUGCAGUGUUCUGCCCUGCGCAAGAACGGCUUUGUGUUGCUGAAGGGUCGACCAUGCAAGAUUGUGGAGAUGUCAACUUCCAAAACUGGCAAACAUGGACACGCAAAGGUCCACAUGGUUGGCAUCGACAUCUUCACUGGCAAAAAAUAUGAAGAUAUCUGUCCCUCAACUCACAAUAUGGAUGUCCCCAACAUCAAGAGAAUGGACUAUCAGUUGAUUGGCAUCACGGAUGGCUACCUGUCUCUGCUCCAGGACAGCGGUGAGGUCAGAGAAGACUUGAAAAUGCCUGAAGGAGAUCUAGGCAAAGAGAUUGAGAGCAAGUAUGAUGCCGGAGAGGAGAUCCUGAUCAGUGUCCUGUCUGCAAUGAAUGAGGAGGCUGCAGUGGCCAUUAAAGCCAUGACUAAAUAAAACGCAGCAGUUGUACUCGACCCCCUUUGUUUUUCAUUCUGACUUGCUCCCUUACUCCUGCCUGUUCUUCCUCUGCCUUCCCUUUCUCACUUUCUCUCAGGUAUUGGCAAGAUGCACUGGACCUGGUCAGAAGGAGAGAAUUAUGCCUCAGCAAUGCUAUUCCCCCUGGGUUUUUUUUUUUCCUUUCUUUAAUUUUUAAUUAUUUUUCUCCCCUUCUUUAUGUACUUUACUUUAGCCUGUCUUUGGGUUGGAAAAUUAGGGGGGGGGGGGUUAAAUAAUUGGAAAUGGUUGCAAAUGGACAAAUAUCUCUGUAAAUACACUGAAUAUACAUUAAUCUACAAUAUUUUGAAUGUAUAUAUUAGAGGGAAAAAAAGGCAGAAUGACACAUGAGCUCUUUAGCUUUGGGAACUGUAAAGGCACGCCAUAUGUAUUAUACUAACAUGAGUGUCUGUUCUCAUUUUGUCUUUUGGCUUGUUUUUUCAUUUCCUUUUUUUAAUAUUUACAUUUGUCCCAAUUACCACCCUUCUUUUGCCAUUUUAAAUUGGACUGUUGAGUAAGUGCGGCAUCCUGUUCUAAUACAGGCACUGUGGUUAAAAAAACCUGAGAAGACUACGUGUAAUAGGAUGUGGUGUGGUCUCUUCUCUCUUCACCUACUCCUUUAUCUUCUAGUAGUCAAAAUAUAGAAGAUGGGGAGCCAUCCUGAUAUUGAGUGAACAGGUAUAUUUAGUGAGUAAAGGGUUAAUAAAAAUGUCCCGUUUACACUUUUUUUUUUUUUUUUUUUUUUUUAAGCAUUAGUCAAAUUUAAGAGUCUGUUUUUAUGUAGAACAAUGGUUUCAGUAAAUGAACUGUAAUCUUAAAAUAAUUUGUCUGAAAUAGGUCCUUGGUAACAAAAAACAACAAACUUACCAUAGGGGGAGUAUAACAGGCAAUGAUUUGGUCUCAGUACAUUCUCAGGUGGCUAAGAGAGAACCAUGAUGUACAGCUGUCAUUCCCUUACCACCUUUUAAAAGGGGCUAUUCUCCAAUGAUCAUUUUAAUUUGGUGAAUCCAUCUCCUUACGGGUUUGGCUUUCUGUGCUGGCUCAUAUCUGAAGUUGGUGUUAAGAUAAUUUCUUUUUACUUUCAUAUUACCUAAGCAGAACUUUUGUUUGUACCCUGACUGUGAUAAACAGCUGUAUUAAACCAAGAGAUUCUCAUACCCUAAUAUUAAAAUGAGCACCUUCAUGUUGCCUUUUC